Messenger RNA from Heterobilharzia americana, 273 nucleotides. Lineage: Eukaryota; Metazoa; Platyhelminthes; Trematoda; Strigeidida; Schistosomatidae. The record is from the annotation of a GenBank genome assembly.
AUGAAUGACAAUCACAACAGUGGAGAUAAUAAUCAUAGUUCUGAUUUAUCAAGUACACAUUCUGAUCCGGUUACAGUCAAUGAAUUUCAUUCAGUUAUUGAUGGCUGUUAUGAGAGCACAAAAAGUGAUAUAGACGAGAUAUCAUUUUUACCUAAUAAAAAAUCAUAUGUUCCAGGGUCUUCAUCGAUAAUGGAUUCAUCUUCAAAUAAUAAACUGAAAAAUCUUCAAUCUUCUAAAGCUUGUUUAUACAGAGGGCAAAAGGCAUCGAAUUAG